Molecule: messenger RNA, 5814 nt
Organism: Penicillium olsonii
Lineage: Eukaryota; Fungi; Ascomycota; Eurotiomycetes; Eurotiales; Aspergillaceae
Source: the annotation of a GenBank genome assembly
AUGGAUGAUCAACAGCUUGUUCGGGUACGAGUACCCGGCCACAUCGAGAAAUACUCGACAACUCGAAGUCACCUAGGAAUCUACAAUAAUGUUGCUCUGACCGCGCGCUACAAAUGGUCGGUUGAACCAUCUACACCAGUCAAAUCGAUUCUCUUUCAUGCCCUUUCCAAACUCAUCUGCGAUCAUCCGAUAUUGUCGGCCGUUCCAGUCGGCAUCGAGACUUCGAACCCUUGUUUUGUGUGUCUGCCGGAGAUUCGCCUCAAUGAGGUCGUCACAUUCGCGAGCAACGAUCUUGACCCCGGUCUACAUUGGAAGGAGUGUCUUGACAAGAUGCUGGAAGAACAGCAUAAUUGGCCCUUCCAGCUCGAUCAUGAUAGAGCCCUUCCUUUCUGGAGAGUGGCUGUUUUGGAGAGCAAGAGAAUACCUUCGUCUUUCACUAUCGCAUUUGUAUUUCAUCAUGCACUAAUGGAUACAAGGAGCGCGCUUUCUCUGCACGAAGAGCUAGAAGCGCACAUGAAUGAGUUCAACGGUGCCUGUGGCCGCGUGACCCCCCAGGACUUCAUAAAGACUUCGUCCAAUGAUCUGAUUCCUCCGCUAGAGGAACUAUAUGAACUCCCUGUAUCCCAGGAAUUUGUCCGAUCUCAGGAGAAUUCCAGUGAGCCUGGAACCGACAGCUGGACUGGCAGCCCACGGUCUAUACCGGUGAAGACUCGCUUUUCCUCUUUGUGGCUAUCUACAUCCGAGACAAAUGCUCUUGCGGCCCAGAGUAAGAAGGAAGGCUCAUCAGUCACGGCAGCUCUUCAAACCCUGGUUGCAAGCUGCCUUUUUGCGAUCCUCCCUCAGGAAUAUAAUAGGCUUCAGGCCGACUGCGCAGUCUCUUUACGGGGAUUUCUCCCACAGCCAGUCACAUCAACAACUCUGGGCUCUUAUGCUGGAGUAGUCUCCACAGUAUACCAACGAUCAUCAUUUGAUUGGAACGAGGCUCGGCGGACCAAGACGGAGAUCAAUCAGGCCAUGGCGCGAAAAGGGAGUGACAUGUCUGUUGGAUAUUUAAAACUCAUUGACAAUCAGCAUCAGUGGAUGUUGCAGAAGCUGGGUCGAAAACGAAUGGCUGCCUUUGAGUUAUCUAACGUCGGUAUGGCUUCUCCGUUACGGAAAGAAUCGUGCUUCGAGGUCGAAGACAUGCUGUUCAGUCAGAGCGCCAGUGCCUGCAGUGCUGCAAUUAAGAUCAGCGCCGUGACAGGUCGAGAUGGCCAACUGGCCCUGGGUUUGACCUGGCAAGAAGGGGUGGUCGAUGAUGAGCUGAUUGGGUUGCUUUUGUCCGACAUGGUGGACUCUCAUUCGCCGAUCACAGCGGAAGAGGUGGAGACCCAAACACCCCCAACUGCGACCUCGACAUUCCAUCAGUCCGUGGCCUUGGAUGCCGACUCCAGCUCCGUCUACUUCAUGGCAGAGGACAUACCCGGGGGGAUCCCCCCGAUCUCGGUUACACGGUCGGAACAUGACGCGCAACCCUCCGAGCCCGAAGAGGACCCUGAAUUUACCAUGACAUCGGCGCAACUAGACCUGGACGACCACAGCUUCAUUCCCUCCGUCACCGACGAAAGCCUGUUCCAACCGAGCGAGAAUGGCGACGAACGCGUCAACAAUCAAACGCUAAUCGAAGAGCAUGAGAUGCGCCGUAAGCUGAUGGACAUCGAGUCCAGCUUCCUGCCAGAGCCAUCCACGAUCGACGUCGCCGCCAAAGGCCCCAUGGUCGGCGCAGACGACACAUACCUGGUCGGAGUACCAAAGGAGGAUGGCGCCGAUACUACGCAAGACUCUUCCCAGCUGUCAUUUGGAGAACCCGAGACCGACCAGACCGGCCAACACGAGCGGAACGAAGAAGAUCCAAGGUCUCACCUGGAUCCGGAGACCGCAGGCCCCGCCGAAGACGACGACCCCAUAGAGCAAACGGACUCAAUGAUAGAUUCCCUCUCCUCCUCAUCCACGGCAGCGGCUGUGCUGCGCCGCAACCAAUCUACGCUGUCUGAGAAUGCGCGCGACAACGACCAGAUGUCCCAGGAUGAGCGCCCAUUCAGAUCGGACUAUUCGAUGGCCCACAACGAAUCACAACUCACGCCUUCGAAGCUGCAGAAUAGCACCCGCAGUUUGUCGCCCGGUGCGUCCAGACUUUUCAGUGAUCAGGGGGGUAGCGCGGCGAGCAGUCGGAGGCCCAGCCGCCCCAAGUACUUGACUAGCCGCCAGUCCUCCCACCGCCUCUCUCAUUCCUCGAUGGCCAGUAAUAAUACGGAGAUGACGAAUAGUGAUGCAACACUAGGUGCGGACUACGCCCUUCAAUCCGGCGGCGCGACCUCCGACAACUACGGUAGUCUCAACACUGGGAGCCGCGCUCAAAUUGCAAGGACAACCAGCCUAGGUAGCAUGGCAUCGGGAGUCUCGGGCUAUAGCGAAGAAAACUCGGCGGAGAAGAGAAAUGCGCCCGGUGCCGACAGCAACCUACAGACCCUAGAGGAGGAAGGCUCGCCCAAAUCUCGCGCCGGCCCGGCCGCAGAAGAAGAAGCCUCAGCGCCAGCGACACCCAAGGCGAAGCAGCAAGAGAACGCUGUUCCCACUGACACGGUGAUCGCGGAGCGUGUGAAGGGCAUUCAGGUUCCUACCACAUUUGCGCAGCGGUUCCGCGAAGAUUUCCAGCCCCAAGAGAAGCGCGCCGGGGCUUCCACUCCGUUUGCCAAGAGCGGGCGGAAUCUCACACUCAAAGAGCAGAGCAGCACGAUUGAUCGCCUCGCCAAAGAGAACUUCGACCUCAAGAUGCGCAUUCAUUUCCUGAACGAGGCAUUGAACAAACGAUCCGAGGAAGGUAUCAAGGAGAUGAUCUCGGAGAAUGUCGAGCUCAAAUCUGACAAGGUCAAGCUCUCGAAAGACAACCAAAGCCUCAAGCGUAAGAUUCGAGACUUGGAAAAGCAAGUGAAAGAUCAUCAAUCGGACAAGGACUCAAUGGUCAAUCAUGACCCCGAAGCGUCCGAGGAUGGCGACCGUGAGUCAGCGCAAGACGAAGAGAUCAUUUUCUUGCGCGAGCGGGUUGAUACAUACGAGCUCGAAAUUGAACGUAUGAGGUCAGAGACCAUCGCACGGGAGAGUGAAAAACGACGGUUGGCCGAGAUGGUGAAGUCGCUCACCGACAAUCGUGCAGGGGAAUCUGAGGCAGGCGCACGAGAGGAGCGAGACAUGUGGAAAGACAUCCUUGAUGCAGAAACAUCAGCGCGCGAGCAAGCCGAAGAAGAGAAUCGACGGCUCCGAGAUGAAUCCGUUCGCCUACGCAGCGAGAUGUACCGGUCGGACCACAGUGGUGAUCGCGGAUCUUCCAGCACACUCGUUGUAGAAUUGGGGCUUCUCAAGCAGGAAAACGCAGAAUUGAGAAAAGAAGUCAGUGCUCAAACUUCCAUGCUUACAUCUCGAAACCGAGAGAAGGAGCGUCUCUAUCAGGAGAUCGAGGAAUUGAAGCUCGGGGAGCGUCGUCACCCCCGAUCAAUGACUGGAGAUAGCAUCUUUGACCGCUCUGUCUCGCGCGCCCAUAUCAGACCAUCAUCUCAGGCUAGUGAUGGCGCUAUUUCGCGCAGCGAUAUGGACCGCGAUGAACUAGAGGCAAGAAACGGACAGCUACGUGACAUGGUGGCGACCCUCAAGCUUGAUAAUCAGGCUAUCCGAGCUCAGCUUGAGGAAUACAUGGCAGAACUUGAGGCGCUUGACAAGGCCUACCAAGCCGAUGUGGAUCAAGCUGAAGAGGAAAUCCUUGCAGCACAACAAGAACGAGACCAAGCUUUACAUAUGGCUGAUGAACGGGAUGCUGCUUUCCAAGACCUGCGCGCCGAGGCACAAGAGGAGCUAGACGCACUUGGUGACGAGCUUGAUCAAAAGGUCAUGGAGUGCCAGCGCCAGAAUGAGGAGUUGAAGAACCAACACGAAAACCUAAAGGUUCUGCAAGGUGAAAUGAGGUCCGCCAGCGAGGGUAUAAUUCGCCUCGAGGAAGACGCUCAGAACAAUCUGUCGGCAUACAAGUCCGUACAGCACGAGCUUCAGGAGACCAACCGUGAAAUGGAGGCUGUAGAGAAGAGCCUGUUUGAGGCUAAUACCAAGGUACAACGUUUGACCGUUCAAAUCGAAUCGAGUCAGAACGAAAUUGCAUUCCUGCGUGAAGAGCAAGACGGCGACAAGAUUCGCAUUGGAGACCUGGAGUCUGAUCUGAAGAACUACCACACCAGCCUGGUCAGCGAGAAAGAAAAGACCAGGGAGCUCGAGCAGAGAUUGGCGGACGAGCGGCAUCAGCGUGAGGUGGUUGGAAGCAAGGAGAAGCAAGACGUCCAACGCAUCAUGAACGAACUGAACCGUGAAGCUUCCGCUUCUAAGGAGGAAGUUCGACGAUUGAAGAAGAGUCUUGCAGCCCAAGAAAUUGAGACCUCUACCUGGCGUGAGCGGCUAAUGGACCUGGAAAACAAUCUUCGCGAGACACUUGGUGAUCUCAGCGGAAGCCGGUCCAGCUUGAUCACCAACAUCAUGAAGCUGCAAAAGGAGCUCGAGUCAACCGCGCUUGAAUUGGAAAGCAUUCGCUCGCAGCUAGAUGAGAAGGAGACACUGCUCCGCAACCGCGACGCUCUGCUAGAAAGCCACGGACUUGAGUCCCGCAAACUUUCCGAGCUUCUGGACCGUGAGCGACAUGCACGUCGGGCAGAUAAGCAGUCCUUUGAGUCAUCCCUCAAGUCGCACCAGCAGGCUUCGCGAACCAUCACACAGAGCAACUCGCGUAUCACAGAUCUUGAGAAGGCGCGUACCGAGGACCGUAAGCGGUAUGCUUCGCUGGAGCAGCAAUUCAAGGACCAGCUGAGUGAACGAAACAUUUUGUUCCUUAGCAUUUGGACCAGGUUGUCGGGGCUUUGCGGGCCAGACUGGGCACACUCCAACAGCCUCAUCAACGGUAAUCUCCCGAGCCAAGAGGUCAUUGGCAAUAUGCUAUUCUGGCCAGGCUUCAGCCGCAACUUGAUACUUGCGAUGAAGACUGUGGAGACCGUCAUGGCAGGCUUCAAGAGCCGCAUCAAGAGCGUCGACCACGAGUUGACCAAGCGUUAUCAGACCCUUGAAAUCUCCUACAAUGGACGAAUCAAGAAGCUUGAGCGCCUCGAAGAGGCUGUCAGAAACAUGCGACCAGUCCGUGGACAAUCGGGCUCGUCGCCAGAGGUGUCCAAGCUGCGCGGUGAGAAUCGACUUCUGAAAGCAGAGUUGAACUUGCUCCAAUCCAACUCACGCGGGCAUGGUCAUGCUUCGGCGGGACCUCGUUCUCCUUCCAUAGCCUCAGCAGCCGAGUCGGAGCGGUCUCUGGCGCGCUCCGGGUCCACCAUUGGCCCGGAACGAUCUCGUCCAGAGAAAGGUCACACUCGCAGUGCUACGGGUCUUCCAAUCCCCUCUCAAUCGUCAUCGAGUACAUUGACUAACAAUGCCGGGGCGAUGGUAGCACGCACCCGCAGCUCUCACAGUGGCUUUGACGGUCAAGAUGAGAAAUGGGUCCACCGGCUCCACGAGCUCGAGCGGCGCUUGAAAUCUGAGCGUGAAGGCCGCCUUCUCGACCGCAGUGGUGCUCGCAAGCGACUCGAGGAGCGCGAUGCCGAGAACCAGAGGCUUCGAGACCAACUCACCCGGGAGCGCACACGGCGUGGGCCUUCCGGCACCAUCACUGAUGGCAGUCGCAACCGCCCGCCUGUGUCGGAUGACACACAUAGCUCCAGUGAAGGCGAGGGCAUUACCGUUGAGGUUGAGGUGUAA